AUGAAUUACUUGCAAAAAGAUUUAUAUUCUUUUUACGUAUAUUUUCUUUCGAUAAUAGCUUUAUGUAUUUAUUUGUACGGAUUUUUCCCAUUGGAUCAAAGACUUUACUGUUUGUCAUUUGAUUUCAGAAAUAAUUCUAACAAUGAAUACGUUACUAAACGUAGUGUUGAUAAACUCGCCAUCAUUCUUAUAGAUUCGCUGAGGUAUGAUUUUGUUAUGGAAAAUUCUAAUCAAGUACUCAUGCCGUUUACCACAACAUCAAUAUUAAAUAAUGAAUCUUGCCUCGUUAAAAUAAAGACUGAGUCUCCUACGGUGACAAUGCCUCGUAUUAAGGCUAUCACAUCAGGAUCUACUUCCAAUUACAUUGAUGUAGUUAUGAAUGUGAUGACUUCAAAUUAUGAAGAAGAUAAUUUUAUUAAGAAAGCUUUUAAUAAUGGUUUAAAAAUUUUAUUUUAUGGCGAUGAUACUUGGUUAAAACUUUUUCCAAAUACAUUUUAUAGAUAUGAAGGAACUAGUUCAUUUUUUGCUCUUGAUUUCACAGAAGUUGACGAUAAUGUCACUAAAAAUGCAUAUAAGGAAUUAAAAAGAAAUGAUUGGGAUAUAAUUAUUUUGCAUUAUUUAGGUUUAGAUCAUAUUGGACAUUUAGAAGGUCCUGCUGGUGAACUCGCUAAAUCAAAGUUGAUUGAAAUGGAUGACAUUAUUAAAAAUAUUUCACUGCAUUUUAAAGCAUUGGAAAAUGAAAGAAAUUUAAAAACAAUGUUGUUAGUUACAAGCGAUCAUGGCAUGAAAGAUUCCGGCGGUCAUGGAGGUGUGACUCCUAGUGAAAUUUUUGUUCCAAUAGUUUCAGUUGGAAAACCAUGUAAAGCUUUACCAGGGUGGCCAAUAAAUUACACAGCUUUUCAAACGGACAUUGCUCCGACAGUGUCUGCUUUGUUAGGAUUAUCGACACCUGUAAAAAGUAUAGGAAAAAUUAUUCCUAAUUUAUUACAUUAUUCUAAUCAAGAGGAAAUUCUUAGUUAUUUAGAAAAUAGUAGACUGCAAUUGAAAAAUUUUGAAGAAGUUUCACAUUUAGAUUUGAAUUUACUUGAUGUUAAUUUUAAUCAAUCGCUAAACACUAAUAUCAAAAUUACAGUUGAAAAAUAUUACAAAUAUUUAAAUUCGGUUACUGAAAAAUUAAUUAAAGCAAAAUCAAAUUUUAGUUAUUUAUAUAUAUUUAUAGGAUUAUUUUUACUUUGGGUAUCAUUGAUUUCAUUAUUGUACAGACUUUCUAAAAGUUUUCAAAAACCUAUAAAACCAUAUCAGAAAUUUUUAAUUUUUGGAAUAUUAAUUCAUGGAAUAAGUUAUGGGUCUACUAGUUUCAUAGAAGAAGAACAUCAAACAUGGUAUUUUUUAUGGUUGACAUUCAGUAUUAUGGCUGCUUUUGAAUCAUUAUCAAUAAGAAAUAUAUCAUUUAAAAAAAAAACAUUUAUAUUUUUUUCCUGGAUUUUAUUAUGUCUCUCUCAUAGAUUUAUUAGAAAAUUAAAUCAAACCGGUGAUAAAUGGGCUUUCUUACCCGACAUAAAAUCAUUUCUUAAUUCAUCCGAUGGUCAAAAUUGGUUAAAUAUAUUUUUUUUUCUAGGAAUCUCAUUCAUAUUUGUAACUGCAAUAAUGAAUUCUCUUACAUUUUAUCAAAUUUUAUCUUUUGGACUGUGUUUAAUAUGUAUUGUACUCUAUCGAAUAAAUACCGGCAGAACAUUUGAAGUUGCCAUGUUUUGGACAUUUUUCACAAUUUUUUUCAUACAGACGAUUAAUAAAAAACAUUCAAAAUAUUUAAUUUGGUUAUUAAUUUCGUGCCUCCUCAUGAGACCUCAUAAUACAUUAUUAUUAAUGUUUCAACUUUUAGCUAGUCAAGUAAUUAACAUGUUAUUAAAAAGUACAAAUGAUACUUUAUGGAAAACUAUAAUAUAUAUAUGGCUGGGAAAUGUAUUUUAUUAUUAUCAGGGUAACAGUAACAGUUUGGCAAAUAUCGAUAUAGCACCAGGUUUUACAGGUUUGAAUACUUAUAAUCCAUUUUAUGCUGGAAUUAUGAUAUUGUCUCAUACUUUUAACGGUCAAAUUUUUUCAUUCAUUUUAUCCCCGAGAUUAAUUUUAGUAAAUGCCAUAUUAAGAAUAAUCCCUUUGACAUUGUAUUGCACUUUUAUGGUUUUAAAUUUAAAUCAUUUAUUUAUUUGGUCUGUAUUUUCUCCCAAAUUACUUUACGAAGCAACCAUAUCUUUUUUAUUUCUGUUUCUAAUUCUUGCUUUGUACAGGGCUACCUUUGCUGAAGCAGCAGCUAAAUCUGCUUUCCUUCUAGCCAAUCUCAUUUUUUUUUGA
Pediculus humanus corporis (human body louse) is the source of this 2352-nucleotide messenger RNA. Its product is annotated as GPI ethanolamine phosphate transferase, putative. Bases 1 to 2352 code for a protein of 783 amino acids. Gene Ontology annotation, cellular component: endoplasmic reticulum membrane. The transcript has 10 exons. Gene Ontology annotation, biological process: GPI anchor biosynthetic process. NCBI's taxonomy places the organism in Eukaryota, Metazoa, Arthropoda, Insecta, Psocodea, Pediculidae. The record is from RefSeq and is a predicted model, not a curated record.